AUGUCCGCUUCUGAAUUCUACGCAAAGGAGAUUAAGAGUGCAUUUAAGCAAUUUACUGACUUCCCCAUAGAGGGAGAGCAAUUUGAAGAUUUUUUACCCAUUAUUGGAAACCCAAAGCUAUUCCAGAAGUUGAUCAACGCUUUCGCAACACAUUUACAGGAAAAAUUUGUUACCAGAAAGAUCGAUUUUAUUGCGGGUGUAGAAGCUAGAGGUCUUUUGUUUGGGCCGUCCGUAGCAUUAGCACUGGGCGUUGGAUUCGUACCAAUAAGAAGAGCCGGGAAACUACCAGGUGAGUGUGCUACAGUAACGUUUACGAAGCUGGACCAUGAGGAAACGUUCGAAAUGCAAGUGGAAGCCAUUCCCUUUGAUUCUAAUGUUGUCAUCAUGGAUGAUGUUCUUGCCACCGGCGGAUCCGCAAUGGCUGCAGGUAAUCUCAUCAAACAAGUGGGUGCCCAUAUUUUGGAAUAUGACUUCGUACUAACGUUGGAUAGUUUGCAUGGUGAAGAAAAACUAGCUACUCCUAUCUUUUCCCUAUUACAUUCCUAA
Molecule: messenger RNA, 546 nt
Organism: Saccharomyces eubayanus
Lineage: Eukaryota; Fungi; Ascomycota; Saccharomycetes; Saccharomycetales; Saccharomycetaceae
Gene: APT2
Product: adenine phosphoribosyltransferase APT2
Exons: 1
Coding region: 1-546 (181 amino acids)
Biological process (GO): adenine salvage; AMP salvage
Cellular component (GO): cytoplasm
Molecular function (GO): adenine binding; AMP binding; adenine phosphoribosyltransferase activity
Source: RefSeq, a predicted model, not a curated record